Messenger RNA from Pyrus x bretschneideri (Chinese white pear), 1473 nucleotides. RefSeq lists its product as uncharacterized. The record is from RefSeq and is a predicted model, not a curated record. Lineage: Eukaryota; Viridiplantae; Streptophyta; Magnoliopsida; Rosales; Rosaceae. The transcript is spliced from 2 exons. The coding region runs from base 262 to 1173 and encodes 303 amino acids.
UAGCGCACAUCAUGGUCCCUCUCUGUCCAAAUGCAUGUAUUUCCACAUUAAAAUAUGCUUUUAUCCCGAAAAUUAUGUCUUACAAGAACAUGGUUCCAUGCCCCCACAUGGCUUCCCAAGUCAGCCCACAGCUAGCUGUGUUUGAUCAUAAUUUUAGUUUUUUUUUUUUUUUAAUAACUAUUUUGCAGCUUAAUUUAAAGGCCAAAAUAUGGGUGUCUUUUACUGGUUGAAAUCCGAGAGGAACUACUUUUGUGUGGAACCAUGGAGCCUGUUGGUGAUGACCCAAUUGAGCAAUCUGCAAGUAGGAAAGAAGACAAUGUGGAAGAAGCCAAUGAUCUUUUGGAAGAGUGUUGGUUCUUUGAUAACUUGCUCAACAGGAAACAGAAGAUGCUAAGGUGUUUUUCUGAUCCUCAUAGCAACUCAUCAGAUUUUGGCCAAGAAAUGUCAGUGAAGAUGAAUAAGGCCACAGAAGGCGGUGGAUUUUCCAGUCCAAAUUUGGUUCGGACACCAUCGUUGCCGCUUCAUAUAGGGAGGCAGGAGAAUGUUCAAGUGAAGCAAAGUGGUGGUAAGAGUGGCGUGAGCAAAUUGAAAAGGCAAACGUCGCAUCAGAAGAUGCUGCAGACAACAACGUCCCAACCGCCGGUUUGUAUUCGGAGGAGGACAGGAGUUCAGGAUAGAGAAAGUGAUAUCAGAAGAAGUCAAGUAAAUGGGCAACCGGUGCGUCACAAUUUGCUCAGGACACCCUCCUUGCCACCAUGCCUAGGAAGAGAAGAGAGAACCCAAGAAAGUGUUCCACAAAGACACAAGGUACUAGCUAGCUAUGACCAUUAUGUUUUUAGAAAUGAGGCGCGAUGCCCUAAUCAACUGACGACGAGAAAGAGCCUAAGUGAUCUUGAAAUUGAAGAACUGCAAGGGUUCAAGGACUUGGGGUUCACAUUUGACAAGGAAGAGUUGAGCCCUAGUGUGGUGAACAUACUUCCUGGGUUGCAAGAAAAGAAGACAAGUGAAGAUUUGAACCCGGCACAUGUUAGGAGGCCUUAUCUUUCUGAGGUGUGGCUGGCGCAAAGCUGCGCAGCCCCGCCACCUCCAAAUUUGGGUGCAACUAAGUCUGCUGAAGACAUGAAGGCACAGAUCAAGUUCUGGGCUAGAACUGUGGCUUCUAAUGUGCGCUAGGGAGUUUUAUUUUGUGAUAUUUAACUUGAUUUACAUACCGAUCGAUUUAUGUAGUCUGAUUGUAUUAAAAAAAGUAACAUCCAGUAAUCCAUUCAAACCAAUUAAUCCAACCCAAUUUGAUUCGCUUCAAUAACUUUGAUGAUCUGAUUGGAUCAUCAAAUUCAAAAAUCUGUGUGAGAUAGAGAGAGGGAGAGGGAGUUGCAAUUGUCUAAUCUCAAUGAUCCGUUCUCAUGUGAUACUCGAGUUUCUAUUGUAUUAUUUCACUUCAUAUGUAUUAUUUGUCGUUUUUAUUUUGCAAAA